GUGUAUUUUGCCAAUAUUGAGGAGCAGCAGACCGACCACCAGGACUGCUCAUCUGCUGGACCGACUGACGACAGCACUUUGUUGAUGCGGUCUCAUUUCAGCGCAGAAACAGGCAAAGCUUCUAAUCCUGCCUGCCUCGAAGGAGGGCCUAGCGAUUCGAGUGAAGCAGUCAUCUCAAGUGCAUGUGAAGCUGGCUUGGUGACUUCGGGUCGUCGCGUCGUCGACACACGACGCCGCCGAGGGGCGCCAGCCGGGACCAGCUCAAUUGCAGCCGUUGGUACGCUGGGACCCGGAGGCCGGACGUCGAUGGGUAUGGGUGCAACCUCAUCGCCUAUUGUCCUUCGGCGCCGAAGGCUGAUUUCUGGUGGGCAGCGCGAAAGGCCACUUAGUGCAGUAGAACUUGAUGUAGAGAUAGACAACCUUCUGGACGAUCUUUCAAUGGACUGUCUGGAUGGCCCGAUGGCGUUGGCCUCAGCCGACUCCAUUUCGCCACCCCGAAUCUCAGGUCUGACGAGCUCAAGCGCGGCCACCGCAUGCGAAACUAUGCCGCCAGCGGGUAGCCCGAAAACGCCAAAUGGUUAUAAAACCGAGCUGCUCUAUCCAGACUUGCCGUGUUUAGAGUCCAACGCAAGGAUCUGCCGCCCGAGGAGAAUGGCAAUCCAGCGUCAUUUCAAACGAUGCUACCUGGUGCUUGACAAAGCCCUCAAGGUUAAUGUUUACAAGGUGGGUUAG
Protopolystoma xenopodis is the source of this 732-nucleotide messenger RNA. Lineage: Eukaryota; Metazoa; Platyhelminthes; Monogenea; Polystomatidea; Polystomatidae. The record is from the annotation of a GenBank genome assembly.